UGCCCCCGCAAAGGAGUCCCUCCGCCCCGCGCAAGGCCGCGGCGAGGAGGGGGCGCGGCCCGGCGCCUAGGAGCUUACAUUCCUCCGCCGCGCGCGCCGCCGAGCAGGGCGCCGCGUCCCCCGGCUCGCGCGUGGCCGCCGGAACGACCCCGGCCCGGCGCCGGCCCCGCCCCGCCCCGCGCCCAGGGGUCCCGGGGCGGGCUCCGGGCUUCGGGCGGACGAUGCGGCGGCCCGGCCGGAGCGGCGGCGGGAAGCGGAGGCGGAGGUGACGCGCCAGGGCCGGCGGGCCGGGCCAUGCAGCGCUCCCGGGCGGGCGCGGACGAGGCGGCCCUGCUCCUGGCCGGGCUGGCCCUGCGGGAGCUGGAGCCCGGGUGCGGCUCUCCGGGCCGGGGGCGGCGGGGGCCGCGGCCUGGGCCUGGAGACGAGGCGGCGCCCGCGCUGGGCCGCAGAGGGAAGGGCGGCGGCGGCCCCGAGGCCGGGGCGGACGGACUGAGCCGCGGGGAGCGGGGUCCCCGGCGCGCGGCGGUCCCGGAGCUCAGCGCGCAGCCUGCGGGCAGCCCACGGGCCAGCCUGGCGGGGUCCGACGGCGGCGGCGGCGGCAGCGCCCGCUCCAGCGGCAUCAGCCUGGGCUACGACCAACGCCACGGCAGCCCGCGCUCCGGCCGCUCGGACCCGCGUCCCGGCCUCGGGCCGCCGUCGGUGGGCAGCGCCCGCUCCAGCGUGUCCAGCCUCGGUUCCCGGGGCUCGGCCGGCGCCUACGUUGACCUCCUCCCGCCCGGCGCCUGCCCCGCGCCCGCUCGCUCCCCGGAGCCUGCGGGGCCGGCCCCCUUCCUGCUGCCUGCACUCCCGCUGCCCCCCGGCCGGGAGGGCGGCCCAAGCGCGGCCGAGCGGCGGCUGGAGGCGCUCACCCGGGAGCUGGAGCGGGCGCUCGAGGCGCGCACGGCGCGGGACUACUUCGGCAUUUGCAUCAAGUGUGGGCUUGGCAUCUAUGGAGCCCGGCAGGCGUGCCAGGCAAUGGGGAGUCUUUAUCACACUGACUGCUUCACCUGUGACUCGUGUGGGAGACGACUCCGUGGGAAGGCGUUCUACAACGUGGGUGAGAAAGUAUACUGCCAGGAGGACUUCCUGUACUCCGGGUUCCAGCAGACGGCUGACAAGUGCAGCGUGUGUGGACAUCUCAUCAUGGAAAUGAUCCUGCAGGCCCUGGGCAAGUCCUACCACCCAGGCUGCUUCCGGUGCUCUGUGUGCAAUGAGUGCCUGGAUGGGGUUCCCUUCACCGUGGACGUGGAGAACAAUAUCUACUGCGUGCGAGACUAUCACACGGUUUUUGCACCAAAAUGCGCCUCCUGUGCCCGUCCUAUCCUCCCUGCACAGGGCUGCGAGACAACCAUCCGUGUGGUGUCCAUGGACAGAGACUACCACGUGGCGUGUUACCACUGUGAGGACUGCGGGCUGCAGCUGAGCGGGGAGGAGGGACGCCGUUGCUACCCCCUGGCAGGCCACCUGCUGUGUCGUCGUUGCCACCUGCGGCGCCUCCAACCUGGGCCUCUUCCCUCACCCACUGUGCACGUCACUGAGCUCUGAGCAGGGGAAAACCCGUCCUUGGGCCGGGGUGGGUGUGGGUGUGGAGGGACGGCCCCGCGUGGGUGGCCCCGGUCAGUGUCGGGGGAGCUCCCUCCAAUCCCACUUUCCCACCGAGCUGCUGUCUGCAGGGGCCGGAUCCCCGCGUGGAAGCUUCUAUUUAUUCACCGUCUGUGCCUGCUCAAGUCACUUCCCUGCGGGCCCUGCCUCCUACCCACCCCAUCACCAGCUUUCCACUUGGAGGCCCCCUGCGCCCUGCAGCCUCAGGGUAGGCUGUGGGUCACCAGGCUGGAGAUGGCCCCUUCCCUGGCCAGGGGUGCGAGGUGACCUGGCUGCAUUCCUGGGUGGGAGCUGCUGUCCGUUGUUCAGGGGCCUGGGACCCGCCCCCCGCCCCCACCUCGCAAAGCGCACUCCCAGGCAGGGUGUGGUCUGGAAGGCGGGGCUGGUGGGGACAUGGGUGUUCCUGCAUCUCCUAGCGCAGUGCCUGCUGGUGGGUGGAAGGGUGCCUGGCUUAGGCGGGGUCCCAGGAGGGGAUGAGGAAUGACACCCUUGGGGAGGGGGCUUGCAAACGGCACUGCCUGUGGCCACGUGGUCUCUGUGGGAAUUGGUCCUGGGGACUUUGAUGGGUGUUUGCGGCCCCAGUUGUUGCCCUGCUCCCUCUUACAGGGCUCCUGGCUUGGGCCCCCCCCAACCCCCUGCUCAGCUCGGGAAAAUCCCCGUGCGGGUCCAGCCCCAGGUCUCGCUCAGGAGCGAUGAGAGGGGCGCCCUGGCCGCGCUUCAGGAAAGCCUGUGUCUACGCGCGGGGCACGGGGCUCCACGACAAAAGGACAGGAUUUGACUUAAAUUAAGUUUUUCCCUUGAGGAUAUUUUCAUUUUCUUUAAAAGAAUAUAAUUUUCUUCCAAUA
Messenger RNA from Pongo pygmaeus (Bornean orangutan), 2486 nucleotides. It is a transcript of the gene WTIP, whose product is annotated as WT1 interacting protein. The transcript is spliced from 8 exons. Gene Ontology annotation, molecular function: transcription corepressor activity. Bases 295 to 1584 code for a protein of 429 amino acids. The record is from RefSeq and is a predicted model, not a curated record. Gene Ontology annotation, cellular component: P-body; nucleus; transcription regulator complex. Gene Ontology annotation, biological process: regulation of DNA-templated transcription; negative regulation of hippo signaling; cytoskeleton organization. Lineage: Eukaryota; Metazoa; Chordata; Mammalia; Primates; Hominidae.